Meloidogyne enterolobii is the source of this 1877-nucleotide messenger RNA. The record is from the annotation of a GenBank genome assembly. NCBI's taxonomy places the organism in Eukaryota, Metazoa, Nematoda, Chromadorea, Rhabditida, Meloidogynidae.
UCUGCUUUUAUUUUUAUUUUUUGCUUCAAUUUUUUGCUUCUUUUUAUUCUCCAGUUCCCUUAGUAAGACGUGCUACGGCAGAUGACGAUCCUUGUGUUGUUGAUAGAAUAAAACAACAAAGAAUGGUUUCUUUUGCGCAUCGUCGUCGUCGAACAACUUCAUUCAAAACUCGAGUUUCCCGUUCAUUAAUUCCUAGACAUUCAAUGCGUGCUGGGCGUAGCCGAACAGAAAAUAAUGAUGAAAUAGAUUUGGAAUUAGGUGAAAAUGAAAAUAUUAUUUUGGCAAAUUCUGAGGAAAUACCCCCGUCUUCUUCUGAACAAACAACAACAAAUAAUCAACAAGGAGGUCCUUCUCGAUCACCUAUUUUUAUGCUUAGUAUGGCUCAAAGAGGUUCUAGACUUAAACCAACAUUAGAUGGACAACAAAUACAAUCACAACAACAACAACAACCUCCACAUUCACCAGAACGUUUGUCAUGUGGAACUGCUGCAUCUGUUAUACAAAAAGAGCAGGCAGAGGAGGAUGAUGAAGAAGAAAUGAUUAGAAAUAUGCCUUGGUUAAAGACACUUCUAGCCUUUAGUCAACGCUAUGGGUUUACAUGUGCUCAUGAAAAUUUUUGUUCUAAAUGGUGUUUUGAGAGAAUAUAUAGACAAUGUUUACGUCUUGUAGAAGCUUUAUCUUUUGUUUAUGGCAAUCAUUCCCUCGAGGGCCGAAUCGACAGGCGCCAGCAAUUUAUUGAUAGAUGGCAAAGUAUUCAACAUAAUGCACAAAAAAGGCACUCUUCAAACCCUCCAAGAAGAGAGAGUGCAAAUGUCCGUCAAAGCGGUGUUGAUCGAAUGCCUCUUGCCUUGAGAGGGCUAAUAAUUGAAAAAUUGAUGGAAAUUGAAGAGAUUAAGGCUAAAAAGACGGAUGAAAUGGAAGCAAUUGCGGAACCUAAAGAACUUAAACAACAAAAAAAUUCUCCCAUUUUUGGAAUAUUAAAAACACAAUUAUUAGGAUUAGUUCAUUCACCCCUUUCUACGCUUCUUAAAAGUAUUGUUUUAAUAAAAGGGGAACAACUUGUGCCUGUUAUUCCGAUUGCUUGGACUUUACUUACUCGAAUUGAAGAUUCUAAUUUAACAGCAACUGCUGCGGCAUUUUUUAUUUGUUGUGCAGUUAAAUGCCCACAAGAAAUUAAUUCUUUAAUGGCUGCUGAUCUUGCAUCAACUGAUCCUUCUGUUCGCACUUUAGCUAUUAAACGUUUUUAUGUUCUAUGGCGUCAACGUUUUCAUGUUUGGUUGAAAUUGGAAGAGGGGGCCCAACUUUUAUUUAAAGUCCCCCCACCAAGUAUUGACUUUACACUUCCAUCCCCUUCAAUUGGCCAAAGUCAAGUACCUAUUGUCGAUCCACCAUGGAUGCCACCAUUAAAAACUAAAAUAGAGGAAUUAUCAUUAAAGGAAGAAGAACAAUCAACAACACAAACAAUUAUGGCAAUGACUAGAACAAGAAGAAAACAAAAACAAGAAAUGGUUAGAAAAGCCUUAAGGAGAGCUGAGGAAAGGCAGAGAGAAUUGAGAGAACAAUUUCCGUUUAGAGCAACUGCUAUUGUUCAACAAGCAGCUUAUGAACCAGCUCUUUUCCAACAUCAACAAUUAAUUGUUCAAGCAGAUAAUUCAACUUCAGGUGUAACAGGUGGAGAUGAAUCUACUAUAGCAGAGACAGCCCUUUCCAUUCCUACAAGACAAAUAGCUAUACCUGUGGCGCAGCCUUUAUUUCCAUCUUCAAUACUUUCCGUUGUACCAACAAUUGUAGAAUUAUUAGAUGACCCUCAAGUUGACAAUGGAGGGGUUUCAGGUGUUUUUUAUUUGAAUAUCUUAUUUAAGUUUCCGUUUUAUUAG